CCCACAAACUUAUUACAGUAACAUAAUUUGCGUUUCUACAAGUGGAAUUCGAAAUCCACUAAUAUUUUCCCUACUUCUGGAUCUGAGUUCAAACACUGAAAUAGAAAAGAAAGUCCACAAUCCAGUUUCUGCUAUCCAAGGAUCUCGUUGUUCAUUCAAUGAAUGGUCCUCUCAAAAUGGAGACUGUUAUCCUCUCUUGUGUGGCCCAGGUAAAGUAUUUCUUGACACUAAAUGUAUGGCAAUAGUUGAAGAAAUCAAAGGCUUGAGUUAUCACUUACGUAUCUGGCUACAACCUCUUCCAAGUGAUAGUCAGAAGUCGUAUGGCUUAGUUCUGCCACACAGAUAUGCCAAGAACACUUUUGACUUACUGUUUUUUCAAGUCCAAGAAAUGGUUGAAGAAUUCAGCACUAAUUACACACUAAACGUUCGAGGAUUAGUAGAUACCAACUCAAUUCCGUUUUUAAAGUUUUCUGCAAUAUUUUGGAUGGAAUGUCUUCUAUUUGCCUCUAAUAACAUAUCUCGAAAUGACUUCGAUGUUCACUUUCUUGACAGAUUUAUGUCUGGGAAUAUAUCACUUCAAAACAUUCCGAAAGUUAAUUUAAUAUUAAAACCAAUUCAGAUGCUGCAAAGGUUUGAUAUUGACAACUUCAUAGCACCAGGCGUCAACAAUCAAAGUCGGGCUACCUAUUUUCAUGAACAUUAUAAAAGUUCAUAUUUUAUUAAAGACUUUAGAUUUGACAAUAUCAAUGUAAACAACGUACUAAUAUGCAGAUUUGUUAGGUUUGAACCCAGGCAAUAUCAAAUAGAUGUCAAUAACAACCUAAUACCACCUGGCUUUACGUUAACUAUAGAUUUGAACUCCUCUAAAAUACGUAUCACAGACAAUGCAGAUCUGAACAUGCUAGACAUUGGUCAAGAUGGCGAACUGAACGUAUGUGAAGAUUUGCUGAACAGUAAACUGAAGAUGUUCAAAGACGAUGUAUUUGAAGGCACCAACAGGGAGCUGGCUGGAACCUCUCUGGCUGAGUAUAUUGUUUCUAUAGCGUGUUCUUCAGCUUCGAUACUUUGUCUGGUUCUGACCUUGAUGACCUAUGUCCUGUUUAGUGAACUAAGAACAGAGGCCGGUCUGAAUAACAUGUUUCUCAGCAGUAGUCUUCUCUUGGCUCAAGUUUGUCUACUGAUUACCUCCCAUAUCUACAGGUCGCGCACAAUGUGUACAGUUCUUGGUGUGGUGACUCACUUCCUGUGGCUGUGGAUGUUCUCCUGGAGUUUCCUCUGCAGUUACCACAUGUUUCAAGUUUUUACUUCCAACACCAGCAGAACCUCGUCACAGCAGGGCAGGUUGAAGUUCUGGAAGAAAAUCUUGUUUUCACUGACCUUUCCAUCAGCCAUUAUCGUGACCAUCGUUUUUAGCAGUUAUUUGGCAUCAGCAGGAAAGGAAAUAGGCUAUGGACUAUUCAGCUGUUUCUUAAAUUCCACUAUACUUGUAGGUCUCACAGUGCUAUGGCCGAUAUCUCUGGUCACGCUGACCAAUUUCGUGAUUUUUGUCGUUGCGGUACUCAAGAGUCACGGUAUUCUUAACUUAAAGUCUAUCUUCAAGAAAGACGAGUGGAAUAAUGAAUGGCACUUAUAUGUCAUGAUGUCCUCUGUGACCAGUGCUUUCUGGAUAUUUGCUAUGGUUGCUACUGCUUUGGAUAAUAAUAUCCUCAAAUUGAUUUCUAUAGUACUGAAUGGACUCCAGGGUGUGGCUAUCUUCGUGACUUUCAUCUGCAACAAGCGAGUCUUUCUCUUGUACAAACAGACGAGAUGUUUUAGUCGGGAAACCAAAACAGAGGAAAUCAGAGAAGGGUCGACACAAUCCGCCUGACUGAUGUGUCUUUAAACAUAGAGCGUAACCAUUAUUUAUUUUUUAAAAUCACAAUUACGUUCCAGUAACCUCCACGCUUACCCUAAACAGUUUUUCUUCAGCUCAAUUGUGCUGCUCUGCAGU
Biomphalaria glabrata is the source of this 1990-nucleotide messenger RNA. RefSeq names its product adhesion G-protein coupled receptor V1-like. Gene Ontology annotation, biological process: G protein-coupled receptor signaling pathway; cell surface receptor signaling pathway. The transcript is spliced from 6 exons. Gene Ontology annotation, cellular component: membrane. Lineage: Eukaryota; Metazoa; Mollusca; Gastropoda; Planorbidae. Gene Ontology annotation, molecular function: G protein-coupled receptor activity. The coding region runs from base 236 to 1867 and encodes 543 amino acids. The record is from RefSeq and is a predicted model, not a curated record.